Polyodon spathula (Mississippi paddlefish) is the source of this 2275-nucleotide messenger RNA. Its product is annotated as caveolae-associated protein 1-like. The coding region runs from base 270 to 1481 and encodes 403 amino acids. Lineage: Eukaryota; Metazoa; Chordata; Actinopteri; Acipenseriformes; Polyodontidae. Gene Ontology annotation, biological process: termination of RNA polymerase I transcription; transcription initiation at RNA polymerase I promoter. Gene Ontology annotation, cellular component: caveola; cytoplasm. The transcript has 2 exons. The record is from RefSeq and is a predicted model, not a curated record. Gene Ontology annotation, molecular function: rRNA primary transcript binding.
AGUUAACCAAUGACCUGAGAGUUUGGAAAAUUCUGCAGGAUAGCUUGACUGGAUGGGUUAGCAGAGCUUGUGGCAUUUGGGCUGAGGCACACAUGCUGUAACUGAACAAGCUCUUCACUCCAGCUGCUGACAGUUCCCCGGGCAAGAUAGAAAAUCAGAGAGAGAGAGAGAGAGAGAAGUAAAGAGAGUUAAGUAACUUGACUAGUUCCUACGGUUUUUGAAGGCCAAUCUCCCAGUUUUUUGGGGGGUUCUACCACAACCAGGCAACCAUGGCGGAUUCAAGCGUGCAAGUUGAAACUGUGGCCCUCUCUGAAGACUCAGAUGAUGAGCAAGUGGAGGGUGAACAUGCGGAGAAGACGGACUCGCAGGUGAACGGGGUGAUGAUCCUGACUCUUCUAGACAAGAUCAUCGGGGCGGUGGACCAGAUCCAGGAGACGCAGAACAGCCUGGAGCACAGGCAGCAGGAGAUGGAGAGCUCAGUGACGGGCAUCCAGAGCGAACUGACCAAGCUGACCAAGUCCCACACGACCACCAGCAACACGGUCAACAAGAUGCUGGAGAAGGUGCGCAAGGUGAGCGUCAACGUGAAGACCGUGAGGCAGCACCUGGAGAAGCAAGCAGGGCAGAUCAAGAGGCUGGAGACCAACGAGGCAGAGCUGCUCAAGAGACGCAACUUUAAAGUCAUGAUCUACCAGGAUGAAGUGAAGGUGCCCUCCAGGGUGAGCGUGUCCAAGUCCCUGAAGGAUCUGGAGAGGGUGGUGGAGGAGGGCGAGGAGGAGUCUCAGCAUGGCAAGGAUCACGAGGACAGGGACGAGAAGCAGGAGCAGCUCUCCUCGGACGAGGAGGUGGAGAUUGAGGAGAUUAUCGAGGAGUCGCGGGCGGAGCGCAUUAAACGCAGCGGCAUGAGGCGCAUGGACGACAUCAAGAAGGCCUUCUCCAAGGAGAAGAUGGAGAAGACCAAGCUGAAGACUAAGGAGAACCUGGAGAAGACCAAGCUGAAGACCAAGGAGAACCUGGAGAAGACCAAGCUGAAAACCAAGGAGAAGAUGGAGAAGACCAAGCUGAAGACCAAGGAGAACCUGGAGAAGACCAAGCACAACAUCGAGAAGAAGAUGAGCAAACUGGGCACCAGGAUCAUCAACACUGAGCGCAAGGAAAAGAUGAAGACCUCCAGCGCGAAGGUGAAGAAGUCCUUCACACCGAACCACGUGGUCUACGCAAGAUCCAAGACCACCAUAUACAGGGUGCCGCCCUUUACCUUCCACGUGAAGAAGAUCCGGGAUGGAGAAGUGGAGGAGGUGAUGGGUACCGAGAUGGUGGAGGUGGGAGGGGAGGUGGAGGAGGAUGCGGAGGAGGAUGGGGAGUCCCAAGAGCUCCUGAUGGAAGAACACAGCCCCGAGGUUCAGGCCUUGCUUGAGCUGGCAGAGGAGACGGAUGCCUUCUUGGCUGAAAAGAGAGAUCGAGAAAGAGACAGCGACUAGGAUGUGCCCCUGAGCUGGUGAACUGUGAGACCUGAAAAAUAAUGGACAGAUGGUCUGGGUUUUAAUAUUAUAACCAUCUGAAACCCUGCCUGCAACCUAGAGAAACAAUAUAAUGGGUUAUUUUAUUCUGUUUAAGCUUCUGGUCAUGCCCUUAGCACAUACUCAAACAACAAGAGCCACGCAAUAUUUUAAAAGUGAAUAUAUUCCUAACCACACAGAAAAAGUCCAUUUAUGUCAACUUUUUUUUUUUUUUUUUUUUGUUCUGUGUUUUGAGGGAGUCUUCCUGAAAGUAUUACCAGAGUUCCGAAGUCCUAAAACACAAAAUAUAAUAUUUAAUUAAAAAAAAAAAAAACACAAUGAAACAGCAAACUGACGUCACAAGUGCUAGCCAGUUGGCUACCGAUAAGUGGGUGGAAUUAAGAGAUGGGGAUUUGAGUCACUCUAAUGAUCGUGUCACGAGUGACAAGGGACUGAAAUGUGUCAGUCAGUCAAGGAACGGUGGUACAAUUGGUUACUCUGUUUCUUGAUAAGUGACUGUACACAGUACAGCUUCCCGGUUUUAUCAGUGCAUACAAGGAUUGAUAUAUAAAAAAUAGAGUUAGAAUAGGUUCAAAGCACUAUAAAGAAACAGUAAAUAUCUAGCAAUACUGCAGGAGCUUGUAGCUGUUAUGUCGUGAGCUGUGUGGUUAAUAACUAAAGAGUAUAUAGUGUUAUCAUCAGGACGGAAUUAAAUAUUAUAUUGUAUUAUUAUUUUUAUAUAUAUUAUAUAUAUAGUAUCCUAAAGUGCAUAUAUA